This is a messenger RNA of Dissoconium aciculare CBS 342.82, 623 nucleotides long. RefSeq lists its product as uncharacterized. Lineage: Eukaryota; Fungi; Ascomycota; Dothideomycetes; Mycosphaerellales; Dissoconiaceae. The coding region runs from base 73 to 387 and encodes 104 amino acids. The record is from RefSeq and is a predicted model, not a curated record. The transcript is spliced from 2 exons.
GGUACCUACGAAAGUGUACUCUUGCGCUAGACAAUCGCCUCUGUGCGCAGUGUGUACACGGCUUCACCAACAAUGGCGAUGGCGAUGGUGAUUGCGGUGGCGGCAGUCGAGUGGAUCUCUCCGACAAGAAAGGAGGCGGAGAGAGACGGGCAAAGCGGACAGUUGGUGAGGCACGGUAGGGAAACCUGGCUCGGAGCGGGGACAGCGGAGGAAGGUCUACAGUCCACUCGUAAGAAGGAGACAAAACGCAAAACAAACAACAACAAAAGGCGAGAAACACGAAAAAUGCACUGCAAGGCCAGAGAAAGGAUAGGGAUAGAGGUCACUCGGAGGGAGGCAUGCACGCACACAGGUCGCGGUGGAGUGGCUAAAAAGGAUCGGGGAUAGCUCGUGGUUCGCGUCGCGUCAGUGCGCGGUCAGCACAACGGAAGAGAGAAAAUCUGAAGAGGGGCGCGCUCGGCGGCAGUGGGCACGCGGUGAGACGGGCGACGGUGAGAGUUUAGUUUUGUGGACAACCACGAGAGCCAGCGUGGACGAUAGGUCCAGGGCAUCUCCAGUCAUGCGUGUAUUCUAUGGAAUGCCUCGUCGUAAUUGGGAUGAGACACACCAACCCUCAAAAGUGG